AUGCUAGCUGGAAAAACUGUAGCCUCUGGAGCUUUAAGGAAAGCUCUAAGUGAAGAACAUGGGUCAUCUGACACUGAAAAUAUUCAAGAAACUCCUAGUGAGGUAAAUUCUUGCUUGGUAUUCUCUGAUGUUGUUGAAAGUGUAGAAAAUAGGUUUGUCUUGGUUGGUCCUGUUAAAGAUAUACAGGGGGCUGAUUCUAGUAGAAGAGGAGGAAAGAUUGAGAUGGAUAAAUUUGUCAUAAAGAUGAAUUAUUCUCAACCAACUUCUAGUUCUAGUGUGCCAUCGUUUAAUCAGGUGAUAGCUCCAGAAAUUCGUACGAAUGUCAAUUUUUCUCAUCUUAUCGAUGAGCUCGACUCAGAAUCAUUUAGCACCGACCCAGGAGAAAGAAUACCCAUUGCUAAUUAUAGCCCUCGAUUACGAGAUGAGGUGAGGAGAUAUUACAUUCAAAAUGGGCCUUGUCAACCUACUAAUCAUCAAUUUCCUAAAACUACAAUAGGAGGGAGAAUGCGCCAAUUUAAACCAAGUUGGUUUAAAAGUUCAUUUUCAAGAUGGUUGGAGUAUAGUGUGAAAAAAGAUGCCGCAUAUUGUCUAUGUUGUUAUUUGUUCAAAAAUAAAUUUGUUCAUGAAAGUGCGGGUGAAUGUUUUACAAAAAGUGGUUUUAGGGCUUGGAAUAAGGCUCUUGAAAGGUUUCUUUUACAUGUCGGUGAGAUUCCUAGUGUCCAUAAUAAAUGUUGCAACAAGAUGCUAGAUUUGUCAAAUAAUCAUCAAUCAAUUCAAGUUGUUUUAGACAAGCAUUCCGAGAAGGUAAAAAGUGAGUACCGAAUGCGCUUGGAAGCCUCAAUUGAUGUUGCAAGACUUCUCUUGCAUCAUGGAUUGCCUUUCCGAGGUCAUGAAGAAAGUGAAUCCUCAACAAAUCAAGGCUUAUUUCUAAGCUUUUUGCGGUGGCAUGGGGACAAGCAUCCGGAUGUGGGAAAAGUAAUAUUAGAAAAUGCUCCACAAAAUGAUACUUUAACUUGUCCUAUGAUUCAAAAGGAUAUUGUCAAUGCUUUUGCAAAGGAAACAAUAAAAUCUAUAAUUGAAGACUUGAAUGAAGAUUACUUUGGUAUAUUAGCCGAUGAAUCCAAAGAUAUCUCGCACAAAGAACAAAUGGCUCUUGUUUUGCGGUAUGUUAAUAAGAAUGGUGAAGUGGCAGAACGAUUUGUUGGCCUUGUCCAUGUUAGUGAUACAUCGGCAUGCUCAUUAAAGGAAGCAAUAUAUUCUUUGCUUUCGGAUCACUCACUAAGUACAUCCAAAAUACGUGGACAAGGUUAUGAUGGAGCUAGUAAUAUGAAGGGAGAGAUAAGUGGUCUCAAGACUUUAAUUAUGAAAGAUAGCUCAUCGGCAUAUUACAUUCAUUGCUUCGCUCAUCAAUUGCAAUUAACACUUGUAGCUAUUGCUAAAAAGCAUUUGGAUGUUGAAGACUUUUUUGAUCAUGUUACUAAUAUGUUGAAUGUUGUUGGAGGAUCUUUCAAGCGCAGAGACUUGCUCCGUCAUCAUCAAGCUGAAGAGUUGGAGCAAUUACUUGAGUCCGGUGAAGUUAUUACCGGACAAGGAUUAAAUCAAGAACGUGGACUUCAAAGACCAGGUGAUACUCAUUGGGGAUCCCAUUUCAAAACAAUGGAUAACUUUAUUGCUAUUUUCUCUUCUAUUGUUCAUGUGCUUAAAUGGAUUGAGUAUGAAGGUUCUACCUCACAUGAAAGAAAUCAAGCAAAGUAUCUUUUGGGUAAGAUUAGAACAUUCAAAUUAAUUUUUAUGCUUCACUUGAUGGUGAAAGUGUUAGCCAUGUCAAAUGAAUUGAGCAAGAUUUUACAAAAAAAGGAUCAAGAUAUUGUUAAUGCCGUGGUGUUUCUUGACAUUACGAAGAAAAGGUUGCAAGAUAUGAGGGAAACUGGAUAG
Messenger RNA from Nicotiana attenuata, 1935 nucleotides. RefSeq names its product zinc finger MYM-type protein 1-like. The record is from RefSeq and is a predicted model, not a curated record. The coding region runs from base 1 to 1935 and encodes 644 amino acids. NCBI's taxonomy places the organism in Eukaryota, Viridiplantae, Streptophyta, Magnoliopsida, Solanales, Solanaceae. The transcript has 3 exons.